AUGUUAUUUCUUCGAAUUGUACUCUAUUUUAUAUUCUUAUUUUUGCCUGUUGUUAUUCCAAUCCAAAUAAAUCUUCAUCUGACAAAAUGGAUAAAUGAAAAUGAUGAUAUACUACAACAUGAUUGUCUUCAUGUUGCUGUAUCGACUGAAUUUGAAAAUGAUCCUUAUCAAAUGAUCUUAUAUUGUAUGAGUGAAUGGCCAUCGAAAUGGAAUAUACAAAUGAAUAAUUUUGAUAAAAAUUUUACUUUUGCUGACCUGUCUAACCUUAAUGUUACUAGUCAACAAUUAUAUAUGUGGUCAGCACCGAUGGAUAUUGUUGAAGAUUAUCAAUUCUAUUUGAAUCAACUAGAAAAUUCAAAUGAAACAUCUUUGUCAAUGCAGGUGUACUAUAAUUGUACAUUGCCAAGAUUUGGUCCUAUGUGUCAAUAUUCAUUAGAUAUGCAUCAACCUAAACACGAAUCAUUGAAUGAGAUUCUCUCUGAUUAUUAUAAUUCUUACUCACAUAAUCAGUUUCUACCUACAUGUUACACUUAUGUACAAUGCAAUUUUGGUAUAUUUUCAUUAUGCGUUGAUUGGAGUGAUAUUUGUAAUAAUAUUAUUCAAUGUAUUAAUGGAACCGAUGAAGAACAUUGCUCGCAGCUGGAAGUCAAUGAAUGUAAAGAUGAUGAAUAUAGAUGUACAAAUGGUCAAUGCGUACCCGCUAUAUUUUACAACGAUGAUGCUUAUGCUCCAGAUUGCCUUGAUAGAUCUGACGAAUAUAUUAUCUCUUCAUAUGGGUUUCUCAAAGUCUCGACGGAACCAAAAUUUUCAAACGAUGAUCUUGCCUGUCGAGAAUCUGAUAUGUCCGAUACUUUAAGUCUUACAACUUCGUGUUCGAUUGAAAAUCACUUGAAAUAUUGGCAAGAAUUGAUGUUUUCAUAUACACCAAACUCAAUGACUGAUAUUUGCUGGUCAACAUUGAAAUGUUAUCUCAAAAUCCCAAGCGCUUCUGAUCCAGAGUGCUCUGAAAUAUGUCAAAAUGAUACAUAUCAAGAUAUAAUUGAAGAAAACUGUCCAGACAUGUUUUUCAUGCCACCUACUCCUGUCAUAUACGGUCAUAUUUAUUUUGCUUACACAAAAGAAUACAUUGUCGAACAGAAAAUAUGGACAAAUGAACCCGAAUAUAUAUGCUAUGAUCCACAACUUUGUGGUGGUUUCGUCACAAGUGGAACACCGUUACCUUUUAACAAUACUAUUUGUCUUCAUCCUAAAGAUUUUCCAUUAAGUACUGAUUCUUUGAUACAAGAUUUGAUUACCAACGCCUUUUACGCAUCUGUACAUGUUGAAUUAUAUAAAUGUAAUACAAUUUUUCGAAAUGAUUCUACAUUUUGUGAUAAAUCAACUAUGUAUAAAUGUAUUAAUUCAUCGAAAUGCAUAUCGAACUAUCGUCUUUUAGAUGGUAUAAAUGAUUGUGAUUAUGAAGAUGAUGAACAAUGGUUGACGUUCAAUAAUCUUUCUUCUAUAAAGAAAUCGCAAACGCAUUUCUACUGUUCUGAAACAAAGACGUACAUGUCUCGAAAGUUGAUUGGAGAUGGUUUUUGUCACUGCGCUGUUGAAUUCUACCAGAUGUGCGAAGAUGAAUUUUUAUUUAUCAAGCAUGUUAGAGAACAUAUAUCAUUUCCAUCAAUUUGUAAUGGUAUUAUGGAUUUGAAACCCUUGGAUAUAAGUGGACGAAAUGAAACAGACGAAACAGAAUGUGAACAAUGGUCUUGUGAUAAUAGUUAUACUCGUUGUAACGGAUUAUGGAAUUGUUUUGAUGGAGCUGAUGAAGUUGAUUGUUAUCCAACAUCAUUAAUAAACUGUCCACCACAGAAUCAUGUAUGUUUUUCAUCUGAAACAAUGGAAUUAAUAUGUCUCGCUAAAGAUAAAGGAAAUAAUGGUCAUAUCGAUUGUUUGGGUGCUACGGAUGAACCACAAUUAUGUAAAGAUCUUUAUCCAAUCAAUGAAGCUGGAUUUUAUUGUAUGAUUGAUGACAAAGGACAUUGUGCUUCUCGUUAUAGUAUUUGUAGUGAAGUAAAAGUCUGUGAUAACAAAGGAAUUGAGAUGUUUUGUAACCGUACCGAAUUCUUCGAUUUUGCUCGUGUCGAUGAAAUCUGUAGCGAAAACCAUAGACCGAAUCUAUCUGAUAUGGAACAACUUUUAUGUAAUCUUUUUAUACUUCGUGCUCAGCCAAAAAUUAUGCACUUCUCUCUAAAUCAAAUGACAAAAUCAAGUAACUCAGUAACAAAAGACAAUGUCAAGAUGGUAUCUAUCUCUCAAAUGGCUUUUGAAUCAAUGGUACGCUGUCAUCGAGGUCUCGAUUUACGAGUUUGGUCAGACAUUGAUGAAAAUUUAACCAAUCGUACAUGUCUUUGUCCACCAAGUUAUUAUGGUGAUACGUGUCAGUAUCAAAAUCAACGUGUUAGUCUUACAAUAAAAUUUCAAGCAUCUUAUGAUUCUUGGCGAAUACCAUUUAUUAUUAUUGUCUCACUUAUUGAUAAUAGUGAUCAACGAAUAAUUCAUUCCUAUGAACAAAUAACUUAUAUUCCAAUGAAAAAUUGCCAAACAAAAUUUAAUAUGUAUUUACUUUAUUCAACUCGACCAAAAAAUCAAUCAGAACAAUAUUCGAUUCAUAUUGAUGUUUAUGAAAAAUUAUCAUUAUCUUAUCGAGGAAGUUUAUUAGUAGCAGUACCUUUUAACUUUUUACCUAUUCAACGUAUUGCUGUUUUACUAAAUAUUCCAUAUAUAACUGAUAAUACUAAAAGUUAUUCAAAUAAAAAAUGUAUUCAUGGUGAAUGUAUUAAAUAUUUUAAUGAUCCAAAUAAUACAACAUUUUGUCAAUGUGAUGAAGGUUGGCAUGGAAGAGAUUGUUCAAUACCUCAUAUCUGUCAAUGUUCAUCGGGUUCAAUAUGUAUUGGUAUUUCAUCAAAUAAUCGUUCGAUUUGUAUUUGUCCAAUAAAUAGAUGGGGUCCUCGAUGUUUAUUUCAUGAUGAUAUAUGUCAACAAGAAAAUACUAAAUGUCAAAAUGGUGGUCAAUGCAUAUCUCUGAGAUCUACGAAAAAUUUCGAAUGUAUCUGUCCAAAAGAAUUUUUUGGAGACAAAUGUGAAAUCGUAUCAAAUAAAAUAAGUUUAUCAUUUGAUAAGGAUUUACGUUUACCUGAAACUAUGUUAAUUCAUUUUAUUGAAGUAAAACAAAAUAAUGCUCCACCUGAAAUAGGAGUUACAUUUAAGAAGGUUUCCAUUAAACGAAAACCAGUGAUUAUAUUUUGGCCACGUAUAUUUCAUAUUAUUUUUGUUGAAUUAUUUCCUAAGAAUUAUUAUUUAACUUUUCUUGAAAGCAAUUAUAAUCAAUCAGCGAUAAUUGAAAAACAACUAAAAUCAUCUGAUCGUUGUCCAUAUAUUGGUGAAAUAUUUAAUGAUACAUUUACUAAACUUCAUCUUAUUCGUCGUAUUAAAUAUUUUCAUGUCCCAUGCAGCAACUUACAAUUAUCAUGUUUUUAUGAUGAUGCUUAUUUAUGUUUAUGCAUGAAUUUUGGUAACCAACGUAUGGCUAAUUGUAUUGAAUUUAAUCAUACAUUAAAACAUGAUUGUUCAGAAAAAAAUAUUUGUAAAAAUAGUGGUCAAUGUCUGCAAGAUAGUACUAAUUGUCCACAAACAGUUAUGUGUAUUUGUCCAACAUGUUUCUAUGGAGAACAAUGCCAAUUCUCUACAAAUGGAUAUGGCCUUUCACUUGAUGCUAUUUUAGGUAAUCAUAUUCAACAAUAUGCCAAUAUUAAAGAUCAAACAAUUAUCGUUCACAUAAGUUUAAUAUUAACAGUUCUUAUGACUUUCACAGGUCUAAUGGAUGGAAUUUGUUCGUUAAUUACAUUUAAACAUAAAGAUAUAAGAAAAACUGGUUGUGGAAUUUAUCUUUUAAGUUCAUCAAUUACAACAUUAUUUACUAUGAUAUUAUUUUUUACCAAAUUCCAUAUAUUAUUGAUUUCACAAAUGAUAUUUCUAACAAAUCAUUCAUUCUUACAAUUUCAAUGUUAUACUAUUGAUUUUCUCUUACGAAUUGCUCUUAAUAUGGAUCAAUGGUUAAAUGCUUGUGUAGCAUAUGAACGAACUAUUAUUGUAAUCAAAGAACACAAUUUUGAUAAAAAAAAAAGUAUAAAAAGGGCGAAAUUUAUCAUCAUAAUUCUUCUUCUAUUGGUUAUUAGUACAAAUAUUAUAGAUCCGAUUCAUCGAAAUUUAAUUCAUACAGAUGUUAAUGAUGAAAAACGAAUCUGGUGUAUUAUUACUUAUUCAUCAAUUGCUGAAAAAUUUAAUAUUAUAUUAAAUAGUUUUCAUUGUUGUGUUCCAUUUAUAAUAAAUAUAAUCUCAACAAUUGUUAUUAUAUUAAAAACGGCUCGUCGUCGAUCAACUCUACAAAAGGAUCUACCUUAUAAACAACAUAUUAUUGAACAAUUGAAACAAUUUAAACGUUUAUUUAUUUCUUCAUUUCUUUUAUUUAUUCUCGCUUUACCACGUUUAAUCAUUAUGUUUGCUGCAGGUUGUAUGAAGACAAAUGCUGAUUCUUGGUUAUUUCUUAUCGGAUAUUUUCUCUCAUUUGUUCCACCUAUGCUUACUUUUACUAUAUUUGUUUUACCAUCCGUAGAAUACAAACAAAAAUUUCGCACCACAAUUACCGCUUAUCGAAAUACAAUUCGAACACGUUUACAACUCAUUAUUUAA
Adineta steineri is the source of this 4731-nucleotide messenger RNA. The record is from the annotation of a GenBank genome assembly. Lineage: Eukaryota; Metazoa; Rotifera; Eurotatoria; Adinetida; Adinetidae.